AUGGAUGAGGAUGGUAAAGAGGUUAAAUUAUUUAUUAGUUCAAGUAAGUUAAUCAUUUAUUCAAAAUAGCAUAAAUCGUAGACAUGUUUGUGAAAAAUCUUAAAAAAUUUUUUAAGAGAUAAUAUAUUUCUGAAAGUCAGUAUAACACAUUUUCUAAAAGUUAGCAUGUCAUCAGUUAAUUUUUAAUUAUUGGAUUUGGCUUGAAUCAAGUUCAACCUUGUUAUUUUGCCACAAAAAUGAAAUAUAAUGGUAAGUUUUGA
Paramecium primaurelia is the source of this 260-nucleotide messenger RNA. The record is from the annotation of a GenBank genome assembly. Lineage: Eukaryota; Ciliophora; Oligohymenophorea; Peniculida; Parameciidae.